GACAUCUCAACCAUGGCUUCUUCUGGACUGCGGUUCACUGUCAGCAAGUCAAACAAUGGCGAUGCUGCUCCGCAGGGACCAGGUACGGAUAUCACAUCUAAUUCAUCCGGGAGAGAUUAUGGUGCUACAGGAAACGUGCCCGCUAAUGUCGACAUAGAACUGAUCAGCCCGACUGAUAGCGAGGGUUAUGCGUCGAAGACAUACACUGACGUGACCUCGCACUGUGACCAGCAGCCGUUUGCAAUGUUGGACGACGUCAACUUCGGUGGCCCGGAUAAGCACCUCUACCUCUACCACGAGGAUAUCCAGGAGAGGCCGAAGAUUGCAACCUUACUUAAUUCUCUCGCCAACUACAACCCUGUCAUCCCGACGGUCGAGGGCGACACUCAGAAGGCCGAGGUUGUGCAGUCUGCGAGGAUGGGCACGCUCAUGGGUGUCUACCUGCCGUGCAUACAGAACAUCUUCGGCGUCAUUCUCUUCCUGCGUCUCACCUGGCUGGUCGGCGCCGCCGGCGUCGUCGAGGGCUUCUUCGUCGUUUUCCUCUGCUGCGCCGUGACGCUGCUCACCGCGUUCUCGAUGAGCGCGAUCGCGACGAACGGCGUCGUGCCCGGCGGCGGCUCCUACUUCAUGAUCUCGCGCGAACUCGGACCCGAAUUCGGCGGCGCCGUCGGCAUCCUCUUCUACCUGGGCACGACGUUCGCGUCGGCGAUGUACAUCCUCGGCGCCGUCGAGAUCCUGCUCACGUACAUGGCGCCGCAGAUCUCGCUGUUUGGCGACGUGACGAACGACCCGGCGGGCAUGUUCAACAACUUCCGCGUGUACGGCACCCUUAUGCUGAUCGUCCUCGUCAGCAUCGUGUUCGUCGGCGUGCGCUUCGUGAACAAGUUCGCGACGGUGUCGCUGUUCUGCGUCAUCCUCUCCAUCCUCUCGAUCUACGUCGGCGUGUUCGUGAAGCCGUUCGGCAUCACGGGUCGCGUGGAGCCGUGCGCGCUCGGAGAUCGCCUCCUCAAGUCGGACUACGCCGACCCAUGCAGCAAGUACCUGAACAAAACGCUGAAGUCGGCGCAGUGGAACGAGUACUGCACGUACAACACGACGACCGAGGACUAUCAGGACUGCGAUCCGUACUUUGCCGACAACGAAUUCCACCGCGUGCAGGGCAUUCCGGGGUUGGCGAGCGGCGUGAUCCGGGAUAACUGGGACAAUUCGUACACGGUCGAGGGGGAAGUGGCGCGUGGUGUCAAGGGGAACAGCAAGACGAUGGUUGUCUCGACGAUGGCUUCCUCCUUCACGGUGCUCAUCGGCAUCUUCUUCCCCUCGGUUACAGGCAUCAUGGCCGGUUCCAAUCGGUCAGGAGACCUGGCCGACGCGUCGAGGUCCAUACCAAUAGGAACGAUCAUGGCCAUCGUGACUACUUCCAUUGUGUACUUUUCGUGCGUCCUCCUGUUUGGCUCGGCCAUCGACCGCCGUCUUCUGCUUGACAAGUACGGCGACAGUUUAGAUGGCAGCUUGAUCGUUGCACAGCUCUGUUGGCCGCAUCCGCUCGUUAUUGUCAUUGGGUCGUUUUUGUCGACGCUCGGCGCUGGACUGCAGAGCUUGACCGGUGCUCCACGCUUGCUGCAAGCCAUAGCACGCGACAACAUCAUUCCGUUCUUGAGCAUAUUUGGGCCGAGCACAAAAAGGGGCGAGCCAGCUCGGGCCUUGCUGCUCACUGCCUUCAUUUCAGAGCUUGGAAUUCUCAUUGCCAGCCUCGAUUACAUCGCGCCGAUCAUCACCAUGUUUUUCCUCAUGUGCUACGGCUUCGUGAAUCUCGCCUGCGCCCUGCAGACUCUUCUGAGAACGCCCAACUGGCGACCCCGUUUCCGCUUCUACCACUGGACCCUGUCCUUCCUCGGCCUCAGUCUCUGCAUUUCGGUCAUGUUCAUCACCAGCUGGUAUUACGCGCUCACCGCGAUCGCUCUCGCCGUCUGCAUCUACAAGUACAUCGAAUACCGCGGCGCCGAGAAGGAGUGGGGAGACGGCAUCCGCGGCCUGGCGCUGUCGGCAGCGCGCUACAGUCUGCUGAGGCUCGAGGAGGGUCCGCCGCACACGAAGAACUGGCGGCCGCAGCUUCUCGUGCUCGUCAAACUCGGCGGCGACCUGCUGCCGAAGCACGGCAAGAUGAUCACGUUCGCGAGCCAGCUGAAGGCCGGCAAGGGCCUGACGCUGAUCGCGUCUGUGCUGGAGGGCGAGUACCGCAACAUGAUCGGCGAGGCGCACGCCGCGAAGCAGGCGCUCAUCCGCGUCACGAAAGAGGAGAAGGUGAAGGGCUUCGUGGACGUGAUCGUCGCGCGCGACGUGCAUGACGCCGUCACGUUCCUCGUGCAGGGCGCCGGCCUCGGCGGCAUGCGCCACAACACGGUCAUCCUCGGCUGGCCGUACGGCUGGCGGCAGUCCGCCGACGAGCGCUUGUGGAAGGUGUUCAUCGACACGAUCCGCACGGUCGCCUACAACAAGGACGCGCUGCUCGUGCUGAAGGGUGUCGACGGGUUUCCGAGCGGCAGCGAGCGCGUCUCGGGCAACAUCGACGUCUGGUGGAUCGUGCACGACGGCGGCCUGCUGAUGCUGCUGCCGUUCCUGCUGCGGCAGCACCGCGUCUGGAAGAGCUGCCGCAUGCGCAUCUUCACCGUCGCGCAGCUGGAGGACAACAGCAUCCAGAUGAAGAAGGACCUGAAGCUGUUCCUCUACCACCUGCGCAUCGACGCCGAGGUCGAGGUCGUCGAGAUGGUCGACAGCGACAUCACGGCGUACACGUACGAGCGCACGCUCAUGAUGGAGCAGCGCAACGAGAUGCUCAAGGACAUGCGGCUGACGCGCACCGAGAACCGCCGCCUCGUGCAGAACAUCGUCGACCACCACCACGAGGGCGCCGCCGCCGCCGUGACGACGGCCGGCCGCGUGCGAGCCACCCGCCUCGACACCGUUCACGAGGACGAGUCGAUGAGCGACGACGACGACGAGAGCGGGGAAGCCACGUCGGACGGGAAGGACACGGCGGCGGGGGCGCCCGGCGACGGAUCUGGCUUCUCGAACCUGCUCAAGAUCAAGCCGGACGUGAUGAACGUGCGGCGGAUGCACACGGCCGUCAAGCUGAACGAGGCAAUCGUGAACAAGUCGCACGACGCGCAGCUAGUCAUUCUGAACCUCCCCGGUCCACCGAAGCACUCGGCCGGCGAGGAGAACUACAUGGAGUUCCUUGAGGUGCUCACUGAGGGCAUCGAGAAGGUGCUGAUGGUGCGCGGCAGCGGACGCGAGGUGAUCACCAUCUACUCCUAGCGUCUCCGCAUGAAUCUAGUAGAGGAACGAUAUGAUCUAUGUCCUAGCAUCACUUUUUGCUAGGUGUUAUGAGCGAUUGUGGGUGCUAGCGGAUGUCGGGUGGUCACCAUUUAUUCCUAGAAUCUAUGUAUGAUUCUAGUAGAGGAAUGAUAGCAUCUAUAUCCUAGCAUCACUGCUUAUUACGUGUUAUAAGCGAUGGUGCACAUUGGUGGUGGACAGGUGAUCAACAUCUAUGCCUGGCAACUAAGCAUGAAUCUAGUGGUAUAAGCAAGGUAAAAAUCUGGAGGAAUGUUAAAAUCUAUAUCCUGACCUUGUUGGUUACCAAGUGUUGUGAACCAUGGUGCGCGUUAGCCAACGACAUGUGUUGACCAUCUUCUCAUAAUCUCUACACAUGAAUCUCGUGGUUUAAGCAACGUAAAAAUCGGGAGUAAUCCUACAAUUGUUGUUUGCCAAGUGUCGUUAGCCAUGAUAUGCGUUAGCUGACGGCAGGUGUUCACCAUCUUCUCAUAGUUUCUACGCAUGAAUCUCGUAGUAAUAAGCAAGGUGAAAUUCAGGAGGAAUCUUAAAAUAUCUAUAUCCUGGCCUCGUUUUUUUGCCAAGUGUUGUGAACGAUAGUGCACAUUAGUGGCUGGCAUGUGUUUACCAUCUUCUCAUAGUCUCUACACAUGAAUCUCAUGGUAUAAACAAGGUAAAAUUGUUGAGGAAUGUUAAUAUCUGUAUCCAAGCAUCGAUGUUUGCAUGGUGUUUUUCACCGCAUGAAAUUCUGGUCUAAUGAUGAUAUAAAUUUGUAUCUUAGCAUUUUUGUUUCCAUAGUGUUGUGAACGACGGUGUGAUGUGGCAGCCGAGACGUGAUCACCAUCUUCUCCUAGUGUCUACACAAAUCUUGAGAUCUGUAUGCUUAGUAUCGCUGUUUGCAUGGUAUUGUGAGCCAUAGUGUGGUGUAACGGGAGAGUUAGUGGUACCCAUUUCACUUUCAAGUUUCAAACGGUUGAUUACUAAGUGUCCAGUUGUUAAGGGUUUUGGGUGCAAACCUGGAAUAAACUCGUUUAUGAUUGCAUUGAUCUGUAGGCGGAGUAACUUUUGCCAACCUGCUUUGUAAUGAUAAUUAUGUGCUUGAUAUAUUGAUUCUGUUAGAUCUCUGAGCCGCGUAUUGUUCUGGUUGUAUUUAUGUUUCUUUUAUAUACAUACAUGUAGAGAUUGGUUGUGACUAAGACUAGCCACGAAAAGUGACAAUCGGAUGCAUAGCAUGCUGGCUAGCUCCGUUGUGGUGCCAUCUAGUACCCGGCGCACACGGUGAGAUUCAUGCUAGGCAGGGAGCGUGAGUUUCGUGCUCAGCACGAAUCUCAGUGUGUGCAGGGUUGAUUUAUGUGAGUUUUCGGUCUCGCGAGGCAGUGAGGAAAAUAUUUGUCGUGUUUGAUAAUUUUGGUCUGGCGAGGCUGAAAACUCGGCGUGUGCGGGUAUGUGAGACUCCUGCUUACACUCACUCAGUGACGGUGCAUUUCGAUUGGUUCCGCCAUUUUGAUCAGUCACAUGACCUACAAUGGCACCCGCUCGUAAGGUCCGUGCUCAGCAGGAAUCUCACCGUGUGCGCGGGUGUGGGAAUCCCACUGAGCACGUUACCCACGCUCCGUGCUCAGCAUGAACCUCACCGUGUGCGGGUGUGAGAAUCCCACUGAGCACGAUACCCACGCUCCGUGCUCAGCAUGAAUCUCACCGUGUGUGCGGGUGUGGGAAUCCCACUGAGCACGAUACCCACGCUCCGUGCUCUGACAGCAUGAAUCUCACUGUGUGCGCCGGGCAUAACUAUAAUUAUGUGCACUGUACUGUAUAUAGGUGUAGAUUCAACUCCUCCCCUAAUUGGUCUCAGAAGUACAGCCAACCUCGCAUAUAUUGUACGCGCAAGAAUCGGAGGAAUUGAGGUGGUUUUUCUUUAUAGCCUAUACUUUGUAAGAGGCUAUAUUAAUUUAGUAUUGUGUAGGUCUGGGCUCGAUUCUCACAGAGGGCCCAUGCGCAUAACGGUAAGAAAUGGCCAGAAUAUCCCUAACGUUCUUAGAACAAGACAAGACAAAACAAGAUGAAACUAGCGUGAAGCUAGAAUGAAGUGUACGACAUAAUUAUAUAUACUGUUGUAUAUGCGGGGUUGUCUAUAUACGGAUGUUAUUAAUAAUAGUAAAUGUAAUAACGUGAGUAUGUACCACUAUUUAACCGUAUGUAAGUGCAUGUGAAUGUGUAGAGGUAGAGUAUAUUUUUUUUUAAACUAAACGUAUAUGUGUACAAUGUGAUGGCCUAAAAUAUUUGUGCGCCAAAGCGUGCCAAUUCACGUGUAAUGAUGUGUAUUUUGCAGGUGGCAAAUGGGAACGCGAUUCCUGGUCGAAUGUAGGUUGGGGCUCUGGGGAGUAGGGGACGUAAAUUCUCAGUCUCGAAUGAUACAUUUGUAAUUUAUUCUUGUAGGAUGUUGUCAUCGGAAGUCUUCUUUCCUGGAAUAUUUUAUAUUGUAGCAUGGCAAACAGGCACAGUUAUUUAAAGCUUAUUUAUUAUACUAGUUACCGUUUUGUAAGAAUGUGGUUUAUGUGACGAACAAACUUUAAAAUAUGAAGAAUAUACGUGUCAGGUUCGUGACCAAAGCGCAAUGUGAGGGGCCAAAUAUAUAAAUCCACACGCCACACGCCCCUUAUAUAUGAACAAUAUGUUGUUGGAAUCUUUAUGUAAGCAAUGUGAACGGAUUUUAUUUUGAUUUUACCACUGGAUCUACUCGUGCUAAUACUUGUGAGUUGUUUAGGCAAUCAAUGAACGUGGAAUUUCUACUUAAAGCAUGCUACAUGUGUCCGUGUAUGGUACUUAUGUGUAUAUCCUAGUGGGCAAUAAAUUUUAGCUACAGAGAAAAUCGA
This is a messenger RNA of Priapulus caudatus, 6203 nucleotides long. RefSeq names its product solute carrier family 12 member 4-like. Lineage: Eukaryota; Metazoa; Priapulida; Priapulimorpha; Priapulimorphida; Priapulidae. Gene Ontology annotation, biological process: chemical synaptic transmission; potassium ion import across plasma membrane; chloride transmembrane transport. The transcript has a single exon. Bases 13 to 3315 code for a protein of 1100 amino acids. Gene Ontology annotation, molecular function: potassium:chloride symporter activity. Gene Ontology annotation, cellular component: membrane. The record is from RefSeq and is a predicted model, not a curated record.